CCGCGUUCCCCCCCCCCCCCCCCCUCUCUCUCUCUCUCUCUCUCUCUCUACAAAACGCUUUGCCAUAAUAUUCUUUUGGGACGAGAGUCGGGAAUCGAUCGAUGCUUAUGGUUUAGGCAGAAACAGCGAGAUCGAUUCUGUCUCCGUUCUCGUGUUGUUGGAUUUGUUGUUUGGAAGUUUGGAUUCGAUUUGAGAUGCCGAUUUGGGAAUUCUCCAUCUUGGAAGAAGACAAGGUUGCGGAAGGAGAGUGGGAAAAAGAAAGAUAACGCGAAGGAGAAGUGAAUUUAACUUGCAGAAGUGGACUGUGGCGUUGCGAAAUCUGAGUUGUUUUUCUCAGCUUCUGCUGGGUUUUGGCGAUGUCUGCUACAGUUAUGAGCGACGCAAUGAUGAUGUCCGCGACGGAAUCGCAAACUGUUUCGGCGAAACUGGCCUCGCAAAUCGAAGUCGAGUUCGCGAAAUGCGAUUGCUGCGGAUUGACGGAGGAGUGCACGCAGGCUUAUAUUGACCGGAUUCGGGACAGGUAUCAGGGGAAAUGGAUAUGCGGACUCUGUGCUGAGGCCGUGAAGGACGAAAUCGUGAGAUGCGAGAAGCUGAUCAGCACCGAAGAGGCUUUGAUCCGGCACAUCAACUUCUGCAAGAAGUUCAACUCGGCCGGCCCCCCUGCCAACCCGGCUAUUCAUCUGAUUUCAGCGAUGAGGCAGAUUCUGAGGCGAAGCCUGGAUUCUCCGAGAUCGUUGAGGUCGAUGCCUAGCAGUCCGACGAAGAAAGAUGACGGCAUCGAUAGUACGGUGCUUUCUCGAUCCGGAAGCUGUAUUCCAACUCUCUCUUUUGUUGAUUCAUCACAGUAUGAUAACAUGGACGAACACCAUGAAUGAGAAAAAAGAAGGAAGAAGAACAAAAAUCAAAAGCUUAAUGUCAGAAGCUAAAAAAAAAAACCUAGAAAGAUGGAUAAUCUAGCAGUUAUGAAGUGUAGUACAUAACAGUUAUUAUCAGAAAAUGGAAAUUGUUAUCAAUUUCUUCGAAUCAUUUUUCUGUUA
Molecule: messenger RNA, 1037 nt
Organism: Diospyros lotus (date-plum)
Lineage: Eukaryota; Viridiplantae; Streptophyta; Magnoliopsida; Ericales; Ebenaceae
Exons: 2
Coding region: 357-875 (172 amino acids)
Source: RefSeq, a predicted model, not a curated record